Molecule: messenger RNA, 2787 nt
Organism: Helianthus annuus (common sunflower)
Lineage: Eukaryota; Viridiplantae; Streptophyta; Magnoliopsida; Asterales; Asteraceae
Product: chlorophyllide a oxygenase, chloroplastic
Exons: 10
Coding region: 1192-2502 (436 amino acids)
Biological process (GO): chlorophyll biosynthetic process
Cellular component (GO): chloroplast
Molecular function (GO): iron ion binding; 2 iron, 2 sulfur cluster binding; chlorophyllide a oxygenase activity
Source: RefSeq, a predicted model, not a curated record
GGAUCAGCUCCUCAUCAAGUUAUUCCCCAUGUGUGAUUGGUCUCCAGGGCUUUAAUUCAUUAUAUGUGGAUAUAUAAUCCACGUACUAUCUUUUGAUGCUUGAUUGUAGGUGUGGGGUGUAAUGAUGUUGUGGAAUGAGAUUAUGAACUGUUAAUUGGUUGAGAGGAGUUAUUGAUUGAAUGGGAAUGAUGGUGUUUGUGAAGUGCGGAUCGAAUCUUGUUUCGAUAGGGGGUAUUUUGGAUUAGAAUGAUUAUGAUGAGGUUGAGAAUUUUUCUUUGAACGGCAAAUUUGGAUCACUGACGGACCACUAGAGUAUCAUCGUGCCACCAGCAGAACCACCCGAUCAUAUCCAUCUCCACUAGGCCAUGCCUAUACACCAAUUCAGGAGGAAACCCAAUAAAUAUGGGAAAAACCCCCCUUGUAGGAAUCGAACCCAGGACCUAUUGGUCCCAAAGCUUUAUCCCACCCCCAAGAUGCCACUAGGCUAUAAAGCCAUGAGCGAUGAGGUUGAGAAUUAUCAGGAUGAGUAUGAUUAUGUGUUUGUGUAUGUAGGGGGGGGGGGGGGGUUCAAACGAGAACCACUAAACAGUUAAGAACUAAAGGAACAACUUUUUAGCCUUUGAUCAUGGAAUAGACAAAGGGAGGGAAACGGUUGCGAUUCAUGGAGUGAAGAGACGUAUGAGACGGAGAUCGACCAUUCAUUGAAAUACGAUCCAAGGGCUAAAAAGUGGUUUAUCUGGUUCCUAUUUAUUUAAUAGUUCUCAUAUGAACCACCCUCUGUAGGUAAGUUAUGUAUGUAUCUCUCUGUAUAUGUAUACACACGCGCAAGGGCGUAGCAUAGAAGCGGCCGGGGGGGGGGGGAACCCCGAACUUUUCACUCAGUAGUGCCCGGUAUAUUCAUUUUCGACUCCACCGUUGGAAAUCUCAAGCUUCGCCACUGCACACGCGCGCACAUGCAAGGGGUUCAAAGGAAGAUUCACGGUAUUCGCUGCGUCAAACGGCGGGGAAGAAAAUGGAUUCGACGAUAAGAAAAACUCAUGGAGUAGUAGUCUAUUUAAUAUCGAAGAUCCAAAGUUUAAAAUAGUCCCACAAAGUAACAGAAAGUUUUUAGAUGUUAAUCAAGCACUUGAAGUGGCUAGAUAUGAUCUUCAAUAUUUGGAUUGGCGAGCGCGUCAAGACGUUCUUACGAUCAUGCAUCUUCAUGAAAAGGUUGUAGAUGUUUUAAAUCCUCUUGCACGCGAGUACAAAUCCAUCGGGACAUUGAAGAAGGAUCUCGCAGAGUUACAAGAAGAGCUUGCACAAGCACAUAAACAGGUACAUAUAUCCGAAGCAAGGGUUAGUGCAGCUUUAGAUAAGCUAGCAUAUAUGGAGACCUUGGUGAAUGACAAACUUUUGGAGGACAAAACGUCGGUCACGUCCGACACCGCAACUCCAACUCCAACUCCGACAACGUAUUCCGCGGCCUUUGAAACUGCUAAAAGCAAAGCUCAAAGAAAAAGUAUAAGCGUAUCCGGUCCAGUCAAACCGUACCAUCCUUGCUUGAAGAACUUCUGGUACCCUGUUGCUUUCUCCCGUGACCUUAAGGAUGACACAUUGAUACCUAUCGAGUGCUUUGAGGAACCUUGGGUGUUAUUUCGUGGGAAAGAUGGAAAACCGGGAUGUGUAAAGAACACGUGUGCGCAUAGAGCGUGCCCUCUUGACUUAGGCUCUGUGAACGAGGGUCGGGUGCAGUGUCCUUACCAUGGGUGGGAGUACUCUACAGACGGGAAAUGUGAGAAAAUGCCGUCUACAAAAUUCGUCAACGUGAAGAUAAAGUCACUUACAUGCAUUGAGCAUGAGCACAUGAUAUGGAUCUGGCCCGGAAACGAGCCUUCUUCACCCGUUAUUCCUUCACUAAAUCCACCCCCAGGAUUCCAGAUACACGCUGAGAUUGUCAUGGAACUACCAGUGGAGCAUGGGCUGCUUCUUGACAACCUUCUGGAUCUCGCACACGCGCCUUUCACUCACACUUCCACAUUCGCAAAGGGCUGGAGUGUCCCAAGCUUUGUAAAGUUUUUUACCCCUGAAUCUGGGCUUCAAGGAUACUGGGAUCCAUAUCCGAUCGAUAUGGAAUUUAGACCGCCUUGUAUGGUUUUAUCAACCAUCGGGAUUUCAAAACCUGGAAAGCUAAAGGGCCAGAGCACCAAACAGUGUUCAACACAUCUUCACCAACUACACGUGUGUUUACCGUCAUCAAGAAAUAAGACUAGACUGUUGUACCGAAUGUCGCUUGAUUUUGCUCCUGUUUUGCAACACAUUCCUUUUAUGCAUCACCUAUGGAAGCAUUUUGCCGAAAAGGUUCUAAACGAGGAUUUACGGCUUGUGCUUGGGCAACAAGAUAGGAUGAUCAACGGGGCGAACGUGUGGAACUGGCCGGUAUCAUAUGAUAAGUUAGGAGUAAGAUACAGGUUAUGGAGAAAUGCAGUGGAGAAAGGUGUUAAGCAAUUACCCUUCACCAAAUGAACAUAUAAAACCGACUUUUUGGAGUGAAUUUAACCCGUUUGUGUCGUUUUGGUCAACGGAUUCGUGGUCCUGCACACAUUUUUGCAGAGCAUCAUGAGUCAAGAGACUCUGCAGAAGAGAUGAUUUUUGUGGACCAAAGGUUGUAAAAAUGAAAGCCAAGUAUAGAUACCCUUUGUAAUGCCCCAACCCGAAACUGCGCUCACGUGUUACUAUUACAGAUAUAAAAAAAACAUAAUUCUGUAAAACUAUUGAUUGAUAUUGAUCAUCAUCAUCAUACUCAGUAAA